Messenger RNA from Hydatigera taeniaeformis, 525 nucleotides. The record is from the annotation of a GenBank genome assembly. NCBI's taxonomy places the organism in Eukaryota, Metazoa, Platyhelminthes, Cestoda, Cyclophyllidea, Taeniidae.
AUGCGGCAACUGAAGGAGGCUGAGUUCAAGGGGUUGCGAAGCAUUCAAGACAUCAAACCACUUCUUGAGCGUGAGGAUGGGAAAUACGGCUUCUACUAUCAUCGAGGUCGAGUUUUUUACUGCAGAGAUGAUCUGGCCAGACAUGCGGAGAACUUUGCGCGAAAGAGUUUGUUGAGCUUCGGAACCUGCUUUGGAAAGUUCUCGAAGACCAGCCAAUUCCGCCUUCACAUAACCGCCUUACCGUAUUUGACGCCUUAUGCGAAAUAUCGUAUAUGGUUGAAGCCAUCGGCGGAACAACACUUUCUCUACGGGCAACAUGUUGUCAAAUCCGGCUUGGCUCGAGUAUCAGAAGACACUCCUCAAUAUGCCGGUGUUAUAGUAAUGAACGUCGACGAUAUUCCUCUGGGUUUUGGUGUUGCGGCCAAGUCUAUCCUCCAAAUGAAGAAUACUGACCCCAUGACAAUUGUAGCAUUCCACCAAGCCGAUAUUGGGGAGUACAUAAGGAACGAAGAAACAAUCAUUUAG